AUAGCUUUUUAAAACAAGUACACCAUAUUCAAUACCACCAAUCCAUAUAAGUCCAUAGAAGUAAAACCAUAUCCUUCCAACGUUACAAUAAAAACGCUUCUUCUUCUCUUCUCCAUCAUCAUCAUUAUCUCCGUCACUUUCAUCUUCCUUUACCGUUACCGGCUCAACUCUCUCCGGUCCGGUUACCGUUCUUGCUUUUGUCUGAUGAUUCCAGGUGUUGCCAGCUGUUUUUUUUUUUUUUUUUAUCUUUUUUUCUUUUAAAAUCAAGUCCCCCUUGUUUAAAGUUAGUUAUAUGUCAGUUUUUGUCUGAUUGAGGAGGAAUUAGGUUUCUUCCGAUGGAGAAAGGGAUAUAAUAUCAAUUGGGUUUUGUUUAUUUCUCCAAUUUUUUAGUUUUGUCUUCUCAAUUGGGGUUUUGUGAUGGAAGCUAGAGGAACUCGAGGUGGUUGAGAAGAAGAAGAAGGUCAGAGUUUAUUUGGGUUUAGUGGUAAAACGAGUGUUGUAGAGUGGGAUUUGAAUGAUUGGAAAUGGGAUGGUCAUCUCUUCGUAGCCAGACAGUUGAAUCACGGCUCAUCCAACACCUCUUCUGCUUGCUCUGAUGAAGCAACUGUUGUUGAUAUCAUGGACAAUAUGAAUAAAAGAAGAGCUGUUACUGUGAUACCAAUGGAUGAUGAUGCUCCUAAGCUUACUUUGAAUCUUGGUGGUUGUGGUUGUGGUAAUAUUGCCAAAAAGACUAAACUUGGUGGUGGAUUACAGACUCGAGCCUGUCAGGUAGAGAAUUGUGGAUCUGAUUUAACCAAGGUUAAGGAUUACCAUAGACGUCAUAAGGUUUGUGAGAUGCAUUCUAAAGCUACUAGUGCACUUGUUGGAGGUAUUAUGCAGCGGUUUUGUCAGCAAUGUAGUAGGUUUCAUGUGCUUGAAGAGUUUGAUGAAGGAAAGAGAAGUUGUCGUAGACGUUUGGCUGGGCAUAAUAAGCGUAGGAGAAAAGCAAAUCCUGAUACUUUAGGCGAUGGGACUCCUGCAAGUGAUGGUCAAACAAGCAACUACUUGUUGAUUACUCUCUUGAAGAUACUCUCCAAUAUGCAUUUGAAUCAAUCGGACCAAACGGGUGAUCAGGAUCUGAUGUCUCAUCUUCUAAAGAGCCUUGUAAGCCAAGCUGGUGAACAUGUUGGGAAGAAUUUAGUUGGGCUUAUGCAGGGUGGAGGAGGACUUGAGGCUUCUCAAGCUUUGCUUUCACUCGAGCAAGCUCCUCGAGAAGAUAUAAAGCAUCAUUCAGUAAAUGUGCUUGAAACGCCUUGGCAAGAAGUGUAUCCCAAUUGUUCUGAAGAAAGAGCUGUCUUGGAUAGGUCCCAAAAGCAAGUCAAAAUGAAUGCUUUUGAUUUGAAUGAUGUAUACAUAGACUCGGAUGAUACUACAGAUCUAGAGAGAUCAUCACCUCCUCCCACAAAUCCAGCAACCAGUUCUCUUGAUUAUCACCAAGACUCGCGUCAGUCUAGUCCACCUCAGACUAGUAGAAACUCAGAUUCAGCUUCUGACCAAUCACCUUCAAGUUCCAGUAGAGAUGCUCAGAGCCGUACCGAUAGGAUUGUGUUCAAACUAUUUGGGAAAGUGCCGAAUGAUUUUCCAGUUGCCUUACGAGGACAGAUCCUUGACUGGUUAGCUCAUACUCCAACUGACAUGGAGAGCUACAUUAGACCUGGUUGUAUCGUUUUGACAGUUUAUCUUCGUCAAGAUGAAGCUUCUUAGGAAGAACUUUGUUGUGAUCUGAGUUUCAGCUUGAGGAGGCUUCUAGAUCUUUCACAUGAUCCUCUAUGGACUGAUGGGUGGAUUUAUCUUAGGGUGCAAAACCAGUUUGCAUUUGCGUUUAAUGGUCAGGUUGUUCUUGACACAUCGUUACCUCUAAGAAGCCAUGAUUAUAGCCAAAUCAUUACUGUUAGACCACUUGCUGUAACAAGGAAAGCUCAAUUUACAGUAAAAGGCAUCAAUCUCCAUCGACCUGGCACAAGGUUACUUUGUGCUGUAGAAGGAACAUACUUGGUUCAGGAAGCAACACAAGGAGUAAUGGAAGAGAGUGAUGAUCUUAAGGAGCACAAUGAGACUGAUUCUGUCAAAUUUUCUUGUGAGAUUCCUAUCGCAAGUGGUCGAGGUUUCAUGGAAAUUGAAGACCAAGGUGGGAUAAGCAGUAGUUUCUUCCCUUUCAUAGUUUCCGAGGACGAAGAUGUUUGUUCUGAAAUCCGAAGACUCGAAAGCACAUUAGAGUUCACCGGAACUGAUUCUGCAAUGCAAGCAAUGUAUUUCAUCCACGAAAUUGGUUGGCUUCUUCACAAAAGUGAAGUCAAUUCAAGACUUGCAGAAUCAGAUCAUCUAUUCCCUUUAAUACGACUUGCAGAAUCAGAUCAUCUAUUCCCUUUAAUACGGUUUAAGUUUAUAAUCGAGUUCUCGAUGGACCGGGAAUGGUGUGCUGUGAUCAAAAAGCUAUUGAAUAUACUCUUUGAAGAAGGAACGGUUGAUCUAUCCCCUGAUGCUGCAUUGUCAGAACUGUGUCUUCUUCACAGAGCCGCGAGGAAAAAUUCAAAACCCAUGGUUGAGAUGCUUCUUAGAUUCAUUCCAAAGAAGAAGAACCUAACAUUAUCCGGUUUGUUUAGACCUGAUGCAAGUGGUCCAGCCGGUUUAACACCGCUUCACAUUGCCGCUGGUAAAGACGGGUCAGAAGAUGUGUUGGACGCUCUUACUGACGAUCCCGGAAUGAUUGGUAUUCAAGCGUGGAAGACUUCCCGGAACCAUACAGGAUUCACACCAGAAGACUACGCACGUUUACGAGGUCACUUCUCCUAUAUUCAUCUCGUGCAACGGAAACUUAACCGGAAACCAACCGCCGAAGAACACGUGGUGGUCAACAUUCCAGAGUCUUUCAACAUUGACCACAAACAAGAAAAGAAGAGUCUAAAUGAUUCAUCAAGCUUGAAGAUCAACCAGUGUAAGCUCUGUGAUCACAAACGUGUGUUUGUCACAAGACAACACAGUUCUGUUGCUUAUAGGCCAGCAAUGCUUUCCAUGGUAGCGAUUGCGGCGGUUUGCGUUUGUGUUGCUCUUUUGUUCAAGAGUUGCCCGGAAGUGCUCUAUGUUUUUCAGCCGUUCAGGUGGGAACUACUUGCAUAUGGAACAAGCUAGUAAAAAAUCCUUCUAUACAUUGAAGAAGAAGAAUCUUCUAAACGAAGAUGUGUUGUUGUAAAAUCUACAAACGAGUGUAUUUUUAUAAAUUUUACUGGAAUCUAGUAUAUUAUUCAUCUAA
This is a messenger RNA of Camelina sativa (false flax), 3289 nucleotides long. NCBI's taxonomy places the organism in Eukaryota, Viridiplantae, Streptophyta, Magnoliopsida, Brassicales, Brassicaceae. The record is from RefSeq and is a predicted model, not a curated record.